Scedosporium apiospermum is the source of this 1395-nucleotide messenger RNA. RefSeq lists its product as uncharacterized. The transcript has 3 exons. Bases 1 to 1395 code for a protein of 464 amino acids. The record is from RefSeq and is a predicted model, not a curated record. Gene Ontology annotation, cellular component: Mcs4 RR-MAPKKK complex. Gene Ontology annotation, biological process: osmosensory signaling via phosphorelay pathway. NCBI's taxonomy places the organism in Eukaryota, Fungi, Ascomycota, Sordariomycetes, Microascales, Microascaceae. Gene Ontology annotation, molecular function: phosphorelay response regulator activity; protein kinase activator activity.
AUGGCAGCAAUGUCGGGCCCGAGUGCCACUAGUGAUCACCCACAACAACCUCUCGGAAACCCACAAGCGUCCCUUCUUCGAGCCCUGUUGCAAGUGUCCCGUGGCAUUGAACCGGAUGGAACUUUUAGUGACGGUCUCUUCCCGACCGAACCUCCCGCCUCCAUGCGUAAAGUGUGGGUAAAACGCCGCGGGGCAUCAGCUACACUCAUCGCUGUUUCCACCGAUGCUCUGGUAGACGACGUACGCGACUUGAUACUGAGAAAAUAUGCCAACUCUCUCGGGCGUCACUUCGACGCUCCCGACCUUACCCUGCACAUUACUUCACGGGACAAGCGACAAGCGCGCCAGCUUGGCCCGGAGGAGGUCCUCGUCAAUACGCUUGACCAUUAUUAUCCAGGCGGCCAAGCCGUUGACGAGGCCCUUGUCGUUGAUAUUCCUCAACAGAGGACUCCUCGGCCCUCACCUCGACCCGCAGCUCCUUACGCUUCCGGUAUAUCCCACUUUGCCGCGGAUAGCGGGCGACCAUCUGAAGCGGGAGAAGGCUAUUUUCCGCCUGUUGUCGCGACCGCCUCCUCUCUUGCUCCACCCAUUGGGGGCGGCAAUGACCAAGCCGCUCACAGCGUCCCUACAAUUGGCUCCGGCCAAGCGCCGUCGCUACCGUCCCCGGGCAGCGGCCGUCCUCGCGCCUUUAGAGACCGUUCAGAACGUCCUCGUUUGGGGAGGUCGCACACUUCCUCCCCUACCAUCCAAGGGAAUUCCGGGGUCAAAUCCGUCGCGAUGGGCACAGACCAAUCUACUGUGAUAUCGACUGUCAGCCCUCAUCCGUCGACGUCCGUUCCAUCCGACCCCGCGCCCACCGCUCAGGUUUCCACGCCACCUGCAAGGGCGAACUCGCCGCGCCCCAUCAAAAAGAAAAUUAAGAAAGUGAUAGAAAAACAGAAACUUCCCGUUCCGCCUAUCAAUGUGCUCCUAGUGGAAGAUAAUCCUAUCAACCUUAAGCUCCUCGAAGCCUUCGCCAAGGGCUUGAAGGUGAGAUGGCAGAGCGCUAUGAACGGACGGGAUGCUGUCACCAAAUGGCGGAGUGGCGGUUUUCAUCUUGUCCUGAUGGAUAUUCAGCUUCCCGUCAUGAAUGGCCUAGAAGCCACGCGCGAAAUUCGGCGUCUGGAGCGCGUGAAUUCUAUUGGCGUAUUUUCCUCGCCGGUCGGGAAAGAGCCUGGUGAGGAGGGCGGCAUCGUAGAAGAUGAUCGCCUUGCGAACAUAGAGAUGUUCAAGAGCCCUGUCAUCAUUGUUGCUUUGACAGCUAGCUCGUUGCAGAGCGACAGGCAUGAGGCACUGGCAGCCGGAUGUAAUGAUUUUAUUACCAAGGUCGGCGUGGUUGAGCUCCUCCGAUUGUAG